GAAAAAAGUUUCAUAUAGUGGCGCCUCUUGAAAUUCGUGACAAAAGAGAAGAAGCUUAUACUAUAUUUUCUGAUUUUCAUAUAAAUGCUUGAAUAGUAUGCGUUUUGUUUAAGUGAAGUAAACGACGAUUAUUUCCUUGUUUAUAAGCCAUUUGUGUACGUGAUAAAACGUGCAUUUAGAAUCGUAAAAAGACCUGAUUUUUUUUCAAUAAAAAAGAUGACAACGCUCAGACCUUUCACGUGUACUGAUUUAUUCAAAUUUAACAACGUAAAUCUAGAUCCACUCACGGAAACUUAUGGAUUAUCCUUUUAUAUGCAAUAUCUGGCACAUUGGCCAGAAUAUUUUCAAGUGGCUGAAUCACCAAGCGGUGAAAUAAUGGGAUAUAUUAUGGGAAAGGCGGAAGGUCUUGCAGAAAAUUGGCAUGGCCAUGUAACAGCUCUUACCGUUUCACCUGAUCACAGAAGACUCGGUCUUGCAGCGGUGUUGAUAAAAUUAUUAGAGGAAUUAUCGGAGAAGAAACAGGCAUACUUUGUGGAUUUGUUUGUCAGGGUUAGUAACAAAGUAGCUAUUAAAAUGUAUCAGCAAUUGGGUUAUAUUGUCUACAGAGUAGUAUUAGAAUAUUAUAACGGGGAUCCCGAUGAAAAUGCUUAUGAUAUGAGAAAAGCACUUUCAAGAGAUGUAAAUAAAAAAUCGAUAAUACCACUAACGCAUCCUGUAAGACCCGAGGAAGUCGAUUAAUUUUAAGAUAUAUAAAUGUAUUAUUAAGAUUGAGAGGAAUAAAGGGAUAUAUGUAUUAUAUUAA
This is a messenger RNA of Vespa velutina, 802 nucleotides long. It is a transcript of the gene Naa20A, whose product is annotated as N-alpha-acetyltransferase 20. The record is from RefSeq and is a predicted model, not a curated record. NCBI's taxonomy places the organism in Eukaryota, Metazoa, Arthropoda, Insecta, Hymenoptera, Vespidae. Gene Ontology annotation, biological process: N-terminal peptidyl-methionine acetylation. Bases 217 to 738 code for a protein of 173 amino acids. Gene Ontology annotation, cellular component: NatB complex. Gene Ontology annotation, molecular function: protein-N-terminal amino-acid acetyltransferase activity. The transcript is spliced from 7 exons.